AUGUCGUUCAACUACGUUCUCGGAAACAUCAAUGCGUCCUUCGAAAGACUUGCGCUCUACUAUCGCGACUUCAUGGAACGGACAGAGCAAGCUUUUCGAGCAAUGCAUCAACGCCUCGUCAAUUUGGAAGAACGGCAAGGCGCACCCAGCGAUGAGCAGGUGGAACGAGUACUGCGAAAAAUACUAGCCGAAAGAUUUGCAGAUUCCAUCGUCCCGCCGGCUGCCCAUACCGUCCCUGUAAAGGAAGAAGAUACUUUCGUUAAGCCGAAGCCAAACGAUAUAAUUCCGGAAACGCUUUCUAUCGAUGUCAGUUCACUUCAGGUCGACCCUGAUGCUGUCCCAUCGAAGAUGUAUGGUGAAACACUCAAGAUGCUCGAGGGCAAGCUGCCGGGGUUUCCAAACGUGGAGGGGCCUACGACGGAUGAAGAUUAA
Westerdykella ornata is the source of this 432-nucleotide messenger RNA. RefSeq lists its product as uncharacterized. The record is from RefSeq and is a predicted model, not a curated record. The transcript has a single exon. NCBI's taxonomy places the organism in Eukaryota, Fungi, Ascomycota, Dothideomycetes, Pleosporales, Sporormiaceae. The coding region runs from base 1 to 432 and encodes 143 amino acids.